This is a messenger RNA of Trichobilharzia regenti, 1482 nucleotides long. The record is from the annotation of a GenBank genome assembly. NCBI's taxonomy places the organism in Eukaryota, Metazoa, Platyhelminthes, Trematoda, Strigeidida, Schistosomatidae.
AUGGGUGAAUCGUUGUGUAGUGUGACCGACCUACUUUCAAUUGAACAUGAUUAUCCAUACUGUUACAUACUCAGCGAAGCAUUGAAAGUGUUCGACAAACGUCUUCUGAACAUACAACGUUCGCCACGGGCAAAUGGUGAUGAGAGAGUAUCUUGCAGCAUCAAGACACUAAGUGUUGUCAUCACAAGUGGCUGCGAUGAAUCAGAGAGCAAACUUUGGCCUAGUGAACACAUGGAUGAAUCACACAAAAUCAGCAUAUUGGAUGGGAAGAUUCAUAUUGAAUCUAAUGAAGUAUGGGGAGUAUUGCACGCCUUGCAGACUGUCAUACAACUGGUACACAGAAGUGAAUCGGGAGCUCCCGUAUUACGCAAACAAAAUAUCAAGGACUCACCGCGAUACGGUCACAGAGGAUUUCUACUGGACACUGCUAACCAUUACAUUAGUGUUGAUGAGAUAGAGAAAUUCAUUGAUACUAUGGCCGUCGUUAAAAUGAAUGUACUUCAUUGGCAUAUGACAGAUGACUCUGCAUUCCCCUAUGACUCAUUCACAUAUCCUGAACUCUCUAGAAAGGGUGCAUAUGAUCCACAAAAGUUAGUUUAUGAAAAUGGUGAUGUUCAACGGCUGUUGCAGUUUGCACGUCAGCGCGGGGUACGUGUGAUCGUGGAAUUUGAUACUCCUGGUCACACAAAGUCAUGGGAAAAAGGUUAUCCAGGAAUACGAACAGAGUGUUAUAAAGACGGUAAGCCGACUGGUGAAAAGGGUCCAUUCAAUCCUGCAAAUGGAACCACAUUUGAAUUUCUGGAGGCGUUUUUCAAGGAAGUCACGUCAGUAUUUCCAGAAACGUUUGUCCAUUUAGGUGGGAACGACGUUUUGACUUCUUGCUGGAAAUCGAAUCCUGAUAUUUUGAAGUUUAUGGAGGAAAACAAUUUCGGUAGUGAUUUUGGAAGACUUGAAUCAUAUUACUUUGAUCAACUCACUGAAGCCAUUCAAUCAGUUCAACCAGAUGGGCACUCUAUUACACCAGUUGUCUGGGAUGGAGUGUACAUGGAUGGGUAUCGUCCUACUAAAACCACUGUGAUUCAAGUGUGGAACGGAGGAGAUUGGACGGAACUUGUCGAAGGUAUAAUAUCAGCUGGUUAUCGAGUUAUAAUAUCGUCAUGUUGGUUAUUUACUGGCAUAAACGGUCCUCGAAGAUGGAUGGAUUACUAUGCCUGUGAUCCAUCGGCGUUUAAAGCCGAAGAUGAAGCACGAAAUCUGAUUAUUGGUGGAGAAGCCAUUGUGUAUACAGAAUAUGUGGAUGAGUCAAAUCUCAUUAUGCAUUCAUGGCCCGAUGGUGCUGCAGUAGCCGAACGCCUUUGGUCACGAGAUCCGUUUGUUACUGACGAAUUUCAAAUAAGAUUAAAUGAACUACGUUGUUAUUUGAGACACUUAGGAUUCAAUGUGAAACCUUUAAAUGGACUAAAUAGUUGUCUACGACCGUAA